UCAAAGUAAGCUGUUAUAAUAUGAAAAAGGAUUUCCAGCUUGUUAAUGCUUAAUAAAAGGUGGUGUAUUAAGUAAAUUUUAUUAGCCUUAUAAGCUUAUUGGGGCACCUUGAGAAAAAUAAUUUCUUAGUCUACCAAAGUUAUGAGGUAUUACUAAAUUCCUGUGAAGAUAACGUGAUAGUCUUAUAUAUGUACUCCUUUGAACCCAUUAAGAGAAAAGUGAAGUGAUAAAGUGAUGUGAUAAAUGUGAUAAAGAAUGAUAUUGACAUAUAUUAUGCCUUUAUACAUCUCAAGGUUUUUUUUUAGAAUACAUUAAUUAAUGAACACUUUCUUUUUAGUUUUCAUAGGAUUGUAGUUUGGGGCCUUGAAUAACCAUGCCUGUUCCAGAUGUUAUGUUCUGUGCACAGCAGAUUCAUGUUCCACCUGAACUGCCAGAUAUUAUGAAACAAUUUACCAAAGCAGCUAUCAGGACCCAACCACGUGAUGUUCUCCAAUGGUCCUAUGGGUACUUCUAUGCUUUGUCAAGGGGAGAGCCUCUUCCUGUGAAAGAACGUGUUGAAAUGCCAGUUGCCACACAGAAAAACGAUACUGGUUUGACCCCUGGCCUCCUUAAAGUUUUGCAUAAACAGUUGUCUCACAAGAAGACUGUGGAUUUAAUAGAUCUCCAUAAAAAGUGGAAGAUUUUGUGCUUACCAGUAGAACAACUGCGCAAUCUUCUUCAA
This is a messenger RNA of Thamnophis sirtalis, 721 nucleotides long. NCBI's taxonomy places the organism in Eukaryota, Metazoa, Chordata, Lepidosauria, Squamata, Natricidae. The record is from RefSeq and is a predicted model, not a curated record.